Daphnia pulex (common water flea) is the source of this 1828-nucleotide messenger RNA. RefSeq names its product cytochrome P450 4C1-like. Gene Ontology annotation, molecular function: iron ion binding; heme binding; monooxygenase activity. NCBI's taxonomy places the organism in Eukaryota, Metazoa, Arthropoda, Branchiopoda, Diplostraca, Daphniidae. The record is from RefSeq and is a predicted model, not a curated record. The coding region runs from base 115 to 1770 and encodes 551 amino acids. The transcript has 11 exons.
GGCCAACUUAAGUUCGAAAGAAAUAUGAGAGUUUUAUUUGAUUAAAUAAAGGAUAAGAGAGUCUUGAUCCGAGACUUGCACAGGUAGUUGGUGUCCGGCUAUCAUCGUUUGAAGAUGCUGAGCAUUUCGUGGUCUGCUGCUGGAUGGAGUCCAUUGUCGCUGAUUAUGACGACCCUGGUCGGAUUGCUGGCCGGCUAUUAUUGGGUAUGGAGUCGUUCUCGUUUUGUUCGCCUCAUUGACGCUCUGCCCGGACCCAAGCCACUCCCCGUCCUGGGCAACAUUCUCGAUCUUUUGAAAUAUUCUACUGACAGGCGAUUGUGUGUUGAUUGGAUCAAACAGAACGGAUAUAUUUUCCGAAUAUUAAUCAGUUACUAUCCGGUGGUUCACGUCUCUCAUCACGAAUUAUUGGAACCAAUUCUUUCCAAUCAAAAUCACAUAACAAAAUCGGACGAAUACAAAUUUGGUUUACCUGAAAACUGCCUUAUUGUGUUAGCGGGUGACAAAUGGCGUCACCGUCGCCGAUUGCUGACUCCGGCGUUCCACUUUAAAAUUCUCGAUGGAUUCAUGGACUCCAUCAAUGAAAAGAGCUUUGCCUCCACUGCCAAAAUGGAAGAAAUUCUGGGAACAGCUGGAAGCAAAGAAAUUGACGUCUUUCCAAUUAUGGUCAAGCUGGCUUUCGAUGUUCUCUGCGAAACUUCCAUGGGCAAGAAUACGUGGAGUGAACAGGACACGAAUACAUACGCAGAGAAUGUCGAGGGUAUGGAGCACAUCUUUAUGGAACGUGCCGUCCGUAAACCGUGGCUGAGGAUCGAUUGGAUUUACAAAUUCACCCCACUUUACCGCAAACAAAUUCGGUACUCUUCUUUCUUAGUCACCUUCUACGAAAAGGUGAUUCGAGAACGCCGUGAAUUUCACAGACGAAACGCAGAGAAAUACGCAAUAAGUCAGCCAAUGUUGAACAAUAACGCCGACGAUGAAGAGGUCAACUUCUUACAACCAAAGGAAAGAUUAGCCUUUUUGGAUUUAUUAUUAAAAAUAUCAGAAGAGAAUCCCGAAUUGGACGACAAGGCGAUCGGUGACGAAAUUUCCCUUUUUAUGCCUGCGGGUUUGGAUACAACAUCUGUGGCCAUGAAUUGGUUUCUUUACCUUGUCGCUAAACAUCCGGAACACCAGGUGCUAUACGUUUUGCAAGUAUACAUAUAUAAUAGAAAAACUAUAAUAUUAAAUGAAUUUUUUUAUUUGAUUCAGAAAUUGGUGACGGACGAAUUGGAACUGGUUUUUGGCGAAUCCGAUCGGCCGGUGACGGCGCAAGACUUGACUCAGCUCAAAUAUUUGGAGUGUUGCAUCAAGGAAUCUUUGAGGUUGUAUCCAUCCAUUCCAGUAGUAGCGCGAUACUUAACGGAAGAAGUUCAAGUUGGUGAUUACACUUUACCAAAGGGCUUGACAGUUCUAAUAAAUAUUUACAUGACCCAUCGCAAUCCAGAGGUUUAUCCUGAUCCGGAUGCUUUCAAGCCGGAACGAUUCCUUCCGGAGAACUGUAUCGGUCGGCAUCCAUACGCUUUCAUUCCAUUUAGCGCCGGACCCCGCAAUUGCAUCGGACAAAAGUUCGCCAUGUUGGAAAUCAAAAUUUCACUUGCUAACAUAUUGCGGCGGCUGCGAUUUUCUCAUUCGGAUAUGUCGGGUCCACUUGAAAUCUCUACAAUGCAACUUACUUUUAAACCCAAGGACAAUCAAUGCAAAUUAAUCGUCUCUAAAAAAAUCGCCCAAUAAUCUUUUAAAAUUGUAUUACAACGAACUAAAAGGAAAAUAAAAUAAAAUUCUUCUCCCA